GCGCGCGCCGCGUCACGUCACGCGAGACAGCACAGGAGCCGAGCGAGAGGAAAAAAACAUGAACAAGAACAAGAAGAGUUUCCUGUGAAUUAAACCUCGUGACAAACACUGGACAUGUCCAACCCGUCCACACCGGUACCGGGGACUCGCUCGGAACCGUAAAGAUGAGCUCGAAUCGCAGGUCACGCGCCUUUUCCCUGAAUUUACGGCUAUGAAUUUCUCCGAGCAUGGGGAAGUUUCAGAUGAGGCGAUGCCAGAGAAAGAACACAAGCAUGUCCAGGACAUUAAGGAGGAAGCAGAGGACUAUGCUGUUUGUGAGCUACCUGAAGGACGUGGAGGAGGAUCUCAUGCGACCUCUGAGGCUGGUAAGCGGACAUCUGCAGAGAUGGGUCCUGAAACAGACCUGUCCUCCAGCAGCAAGAGAGCCAGAGUCUCUGCAGAGAUGAGGAGGCACUUGAUCGAUGUGAGCAGCAGACAUGAGCCUCUUUGCCUCACCACAACCGGAGAGAACAGGGACUGCGUCCAGGAGAAGUCCAGGGCGUCCUACAGAAAGCCUCUCUUCAGCAUCUCCCACAGGAUCUCAGAGAAGAGGAAUACACCGAGUCUGGAGCAGCAAACCAGUCCUGAUGCUGGAAAUCCACUCAACUACAGCAGCGUCCUCUCGUCCAAGCUACAAAAUCCAGAGGAAAAAGACAAAUCGGAGACCCUCCCCACCACAGACAGUUUAGGCCAAGCUUCAACAACAAACUCCAGCCUUUAUCCACUGAUUGAGAAAAUGUUUUUUAUUCUCAAUACCCUCAAUUCGAGCAUGACACAACUUCACAGCAAAGUGGACUUGUUAACCCUCGAAGUCCUGCGCAUAAAAAGGCAGAUCAAACCCGCCGAGAUGGUGACGGCGUUCCAGCCUCCUCCUGAAUAUCUACUAACAAGUGACGAAUUGAAUCAGCUGAUGGAGCAGACAUCCGGUGCGGGGGAGCUCGGGUGUCGGCUGCUGGUGCAUCUCUUCCCAGAGCUGUUCAAAGUAAGGGAGUGCUCUCAUGAAUGCAUGGCGAGCAAGAGAAUGCUGGAGUCUCUGCAUCUGCAGCUGAUCCGUAACUACGUCGAAGUAUGCUACCCGUCAAUCAAGAACAACAGCGUCUGGCAGGAAGAAUGUCUCCUCCAGAUUAAUGACUUCUUUAAUCGCUUUUGGGCGCAGAGGGACAUGGAGAGCGCUCAGCAGCUCCGGAAGCAGACACUCGCAGGUGCUCUGAUCAAAGCUGAGCAGCCUCCAACCUACCAUUUCAUCAAUGAGCAGGGUCAGGAGGAACACGUCGCUCUAGAUAACCAGCAAAGCAGCCUUGCUGAGUCAGACCUUGCUUUCACUACUCAAGCCACAGAGGACAUCGAUGAGUUCUCGUCCCAUGAGGACUUAAUUUUUUUUCUCAUGCACCGUCUUUUCCCUGAGGUGUUUGAAGCGGGAAAAAUGCCUGAAGGCUCCAGUAGCUUCAGUAGAGUGGGGCAGCUCUUUCUAGACUCUGACAAGAUGGAAAUUAUAAGAAAGUAUAUGGAGGCAAAUUUCCCUGAUGUACCUGAGGACAGCUGGCUCCAGGUCUGCAUUCAGCAUAUGGAGGAUGCUCUCGAGGGUCCUCACAGUAAUGGUAAUGGGAGUGAACCUGACAAUAUCAACGAUGAGGGCUAUGAUGGAGUCAGCCUUUCAGAAGAUGUUUCUAUUAUUAAAGUUCCAGAGGCGGCUGAUUAUGAAAGGCCCAAUCGCAAAUCCAAAAAGUCACUGCUCUCCCCCGUGGAUUUUGACAAUCUGGAGAUUCCGGUACCCGACUUCACUGUCCCCCAGGGGUUCCUCUUGUCCCUGGAGCAGCUGAAGUUCAACUAUGAAUGUAGCUUGUCCAUUGGGAACUUUGCCUCUCGGCUGCUGGUGCUUAUGUUCCCUGAGCUCUUCACCCACGAGAACGUAAGGAAGCAGUACAACUGUAGUGGUUCUCUUGGGAAAAAGCAGCUCGACCCUGUUCGUGUAAACCUGAUUCGUCACUAUGUGCAGUUAGUCUACCCUCGGGCCAACAACGACAGAGUGUGGAUGUUAGAAUUUGUGGGGAAACUUGAUGAGAGGUGUAGGAGACGUGACACAGAGCAGAGGAGAUCCUACCUGCAGCAGCGCAAAGUGUAUGGGCAAGAGUCUGAGCAGGACUUCCUUUGCCAGCUGAGCCAGCUCAAUCCAGAUAUUAGAGAGGACUCAGAUAUCCCCUCUUUACCUCCUGAGAAAAGCAGCAAAGAUUUUUGCAAAAUUCCUCUGGAUGAACUGAAUGUAUCCAAACCUGACUUCCCCGUACCGUCAGCCUACCUGCUCUCAGACACCGAGGUACGGGAGAUCGUCCAGCAGAGUCUCUCUGUGGGGAACUUCGCUGCCCGGCUGCUCGUGCGCCUCUUCCCUGAACUCUUUACACAGGAGAACCUGCGGUUGCAGUACAACCAUUCAGGGGCCUGCAACAAGAAGCAGCUCGACCCUGUGCGCCUCAGAUUGAUCCGUCACUAUGUGGAAGCAGUGUAUCCUGUGGAUAAGAUGGAGGAGGUGUGGCACUAUGAAUGUGUGCCAAGCAUUGACGAACGCUGCCGGCGCCCUAAUCGCAAGAAGUGUGACAUUCUCAAGAAGGCCAAGAGGUCAAGCACUGUGUCCUAGUUACAGUACUCUCCAGUUAGGCAACACUUUUUGUCAUGAAAAAUAAUUGCACAUUAUAUAAGCUGAAACCGCAUUGUUGAACUUUUACAUAACUGUCCUAUGUAGGAUGAAGCCAAGCUGGUAUGAGUUUCUUCAGUACUAUUCUUUGUCAUAUUUUAUAUUUGGACUACAGCAAUAGAUGUUGUAGUGUAUGCAGUCUUAUUAAUGUUGGCUCAAGACUUAAAACUGCUUCUAUUUAUAAGCCAAAACUGUCAUAGCUUAUCUAACAUUCUUUGUUGAUAAAUGUUGUAGCCUUAACAAGAAUAACAAAUAUAGUAGCUGAUACCAUCACUCACACAUUUGCUCUAUGGAUAGCAAUGAUUCAGAACUAUGUGAUGAGACAGGUGACAAACUAAAGGAAAAACCUGAGUAAAUGAGUAUAUAUAUAUAUAUAUCUAUCUCCAGAGGGGCUGUAUGUGAGACCGUUAAUAUCGGGAUCAGAGGCUCCAAACAUUCCCCAGUUUCUCCUGCCAGAACCUGAGUAAAUACUCUGGAGGAUGCCUGAAUCAGCCGAAAAGAGAAAACAGCGAGAGAUCCUCUGCAGGAUUCACCGCUAAAGGGUGGGUGUGUUGAUGACAUUUCUAAAAUGAAAGAAAACAAUUAUCUCAGGGUGAAAAGGCGAUGCCACACACAUAGAAGACACUGACAAAGAUGUCCAGGGGCCUCAUUUAUAAUCAUUGUGCACGCACAAAACAGGCGUGACACUUGCGUACGUCACUUCUCACGCAAAACGUUGGGAUUUAUAAAAACAAACUUGAAUGUGCACACUUCCACGCUAACUCUGACCCAUGCGUACGAACUUUUUGGAGAUGGAAAAAUGACAAUGCAGAUGUGGGGUGGUGAAAUGAAGCAGAUUAUUGAUCCACUUCAUCAUUACCAUUAAAACCAACAGCUUUGGUUGUGCUCAUGCGACAAAACUGAUCCAUAAGAACCUUCCAUUGAAAAAUAUAUAAAACAACUUACAGUAAAUUACAUACAGAUACCAUUAAACAGCUUAGUCAUUAAUAGUUUUUAAUAAUAUAUUCAAAACUGUGCAUGUAUCAUCAAGGACAAGUGUGUGUGUAAAAUCGCAGCAGUGAACGUGACUGUUCCAUCUCAAAGAGUUUUUGUCCCAUGAUGAAGACUGAUCAGCUGAUAUAUAUUCCAAAGAUCUGUUAUCUUGGAUCUUUGUCCUGAACUGAAUCCAGUAUUACACAGAUCGACCGAUGGAACCGAUCCAUCCCAGUACAAAAAAAGUUUUUAAUUGAAUAGAUUGUGGACAUGACAACUGUCUCUACAUUUGAUAACAAAGAUUAAAACUCGGACAGGUUAUACAAGUUCCCUCACAAUCUGACAGUUUGGAACGCUGCAAUUGGAUCUUAUUUAAAAUUCAGGCUCCGUUCUAUCUUCUUCACUCUAACUCACUGUUUUAUCAGCAGCAGAAACAGUGUAUCAUUGUAUUUUCAUUAUUAAUUACAUCACUGCUGUCCAAUGAAAUCGCUCUCCACCUCACCACCAAACACCUCAAUGUCAGGGUCAGAAAGUUUUGCUUCCCCUUCUCAUCGCUUGAUGCCAUGACUCUGUCACGAUUCACUGUGAAAACCCAUUGGUCAGCAGGAUAAUUUAAUAUUCAUUAGUUGCUUUGCAUUGACCAUUUAUGGUUGAAAGUGGGCGUGUAGAGGGUGGACUGUGAUUUCUAAAGUGAACAUUGCGUUCAUUAGUGUACGCACGGUUUUAUAAAUCUGAAAAAAUCGGCUUUUGUGCACACGUACACUUUGAGUAUGAAUCCUACUCACUGUUUUACAAAUGAGGCCCCUGAGGGGAGAAUGAUGCAGGUGUCCAUGUGCUGUAAACAAAAUUGCAUCCUGCCUCUGCCUGUUUUGCCACACCUCACCUGAACACUGGAGAUGUCAUUGUUGUUGUGAAUCUCAAACACCAGACCCAAUCCUACGGACAUACACUGGAGUUCAAGUCUGAAAACCUCUAUUAUGGCCUUUACCGUUGUUAGAUCUCAGUACAUCUCCAAUAGAGGAAACCUACAGGACAUUUCUGACAGAUGUGACAUCUCUCUCUCUCCUCCAUCAUCAUCAAAAUACCAGUAUACCUUAGAAGAACCGUGUUUCAUCCCUCUAGUUGAGUUCAGACACUUGUGGAUUGAAUGCAAAACACCAGUGAAGCUGUUGACACAUGUUGGCCCAACUCUUAACUCACCUUGUAUCGUUAUUUCCUGUAAUUUGUCACCUGUCUGUAUUUCCGUUACAGUUACUGAUGUAGCAUUGUGCCACCACUGUUUUAAUAACAACGUGCUUAUGUUAAGCCUUCUUAUAGAAGUUUAUACUAUAAAGACAAUUUAACAUGACAAUGGAUCAUGAUAACCUUUCUAAUAAAAUCCUAGUUAUAAAUAUAA
This is a messenger RNA of Pleuronectes platessa (European plaice), 5096 nucleotides long. RefSeq names its product BEN domain containing 3 (gene bend3). The transcript has 4 exons. Gene Ontology annotation, molecular function: DNA binding. Bases 212 to 2671 code for a protein of 819 amino acids. Lineage: Eukaryota; Metazoa; Chordata; Actinopteri; Pleuronectiformes; Pleuronectidae. Gene Ontology annotation, biological process: rDNA heterochromatin formation. Gene Ontology annotation, cellular component: heterochromatin. The record is from RefSeq and is a predicted model, not a curated record.